AGGAGGGCCCGCUCCACAGCAUUUUCCCAGGAACUCUGGCUGUACCACCCACCCCUGGGGCACAACAGGCACGGUGGGAGCAUGGCAGAUGAAGACCUCAUCUUCCCCCUGGAAGGCAUUGAUGGCGGACAGACCCCUGGGGCCAGCCAGGAGGUGGACUCUGAGCCAGACAGUGACGAAGAUGAAGGUUACUUCAUCUGCCCCAUCACUGAUGACCCCAGGGCACACCAGAAUGGCAACUCCAAGGUUAAUAACUACUACAGCAACCUAACAAAAAGUGAGCAGUAUGGCUAGGCAUCUCCAGUGAGCUCCUUCAAUUUUAAGGAAGCUUGGAAGCAUGCAAUUGAGAAGGCCAAGCACAUACCUGACCCCUGGGCUGAGUUCCACCUGGAGGACAUUAUCACUGAAUGUGCUACACGUCACAGGUACAACGCUGUCACCGGGCAGUGGCUGGAGGAUGAAGUUCUGAUCAAGAUGGCAUCUCAGCCCUUUGGCCGUGGAGCAAUGAGGGAGUGCUUCAGGACGAAGAAGCUCUCCAACUUCCUGCACACCCAGCAGUGGAAGGGAGCCUCUAACUACGUGGCAAAGCGCUACAUUGAGUCAGUGGACAGGGACGUGUACUUUGAGGACGUGCGUUUACAGAUGGAAGCCAAGCUCUGGGGAGAGGAGUAUAAUAGGCACAAGCCCCCCAAACAGGUAGACAUCAUGCAGAUGUGUGUCAUGGAGCUGAAAGAGAGGCCGGGCAAGCCCCUCUUCCACCUGGAGCACUACAUCGAGGGCAAGUACAUCAAGUACAACUCCAACUCAGGCUUUGUUCGUGAUGACAACGUGCGCCUGACGCCACAGGCCUUCAGCCACUUCACAUUUGAGCGUUCUGGCCAUCAGCUGAUUGUGGUGGACAUCCAGGGUGUGGGCGACCUCUACACCGAUCCACAGAUCCACACCGUGAAGGGCACUGACUUUGGAGAUGGCAACCUAGGUGUCCGGGGCAUGGCCCUCUUCUUUUACUCCCAUGCCUGCAACCGGAUUUGCAAGAGCAUGGGCCUUGCUCCUUUUGACCUCUCGCCAAGAGAACAGGAUGCAGUGAAUCAGAACACCAAGCUUCUGCAAUCAGCCAAGACCAUCUUGAGGGGGACAGAGGAAAAGUGUGGGAGCCCUCGAGUAAGGACGCUCUCUGGGAGCCGGCCACCCUUGCUCCUCCACCUUUCAGAGAGCUCUGGAGAUGAGAACAUGAAUGACAUGACAUUCGACUCUCCCCCUUCCUCCCCAUCUUCAGCCAUGCCACACAGCCAAAAACUGGACCUCCUCUAUUGGCCUGUGCUCAGUGACCUCGAUAACAAGGCUCCCCGAUAUCAUGACCAUCUGGACAACCACCGGGACUCUGAGAAGAGUGGGGAUAGCGGAUACCCCAGUGAAAAGCGGGGUGAGCUGGAUGACCCAGAGCCACAUGAACACGGCCACUCAAGUGGUAACCGGAGGUAUGAGUUGGAUGAAGACAGCCUGGGAAGCUCCGGACAGGUCUGUGUGGAGAAGUGGAAUCUUCUCAACUCUUCCCGUCUCCACCUGCCGAGGCCUUCGGCUGUGGCCCUGGAAGUGCAAAGGCUUAACGCUCUGGACCUUGAAAAGAAAAUUGGGAAGUCCAUUUUGGGGAAGGUCCAUCUGGCCAUGGUGCGCUACCAUGAGGGUGGGCGCUUCUGUGAGAAGGACGAAGACUGGGACCGAGAGUCGGCCAUCUUCCACUUGGAGCGUGCAGCUGACCUGGGCGAGCUAGAGGCCAUAGUGGGCCUGGGACUCAUGUACUCACAGCUGCCCCACCACAUCCUGGCUGAUGUCUCUCUGAAGGAGACAGAAGAAAAUAAAAUCAAAGGAUUUGAUUACUUACUGAAGGCAGCUGAAGCUGGCGACAGGCAGUCCAUGAUCCAUGUGGCACGAGCUUUUGACACUGGCAAGAACCUCAGUCCAGACAGGUCCCAAGACUGGCCAGAGGCUCUGCACUGGUAUAACACCGCCCUGGACACAACAGACUGUGAUGAGGGCGGUGAGUAUGAUGGGAUGCAAGAUGAGCCCCGGUACGUGCUGCUGGCCAGGGAAGCUGCGAUGCUGUCUGAGGGCGGCUUUGGGCUGGAGAAGGACCCACAGAGAUCAGGUGACUUGUACACCCGGGCUGCAGAGGCAGCGAUGGAAGCCAUGAAGGGCCGGCUGGCCAACCAGUACUACGAGAAGGCGGAGGAGGCAUGGGCCCAGAUGGAGGAGUGACGUGUCAGGAAAAUCCCUGUCUCUGUGGGCCAGUCCCAAGCAAAAGGAUAAGGGAAAAAGAUCUACUGAGUUACAGAAGAGUUAGGGGUUGUUUUGGGGAAAUGGGCAAGUAUUUUUAGUGUGUUGUAAAUCGACUUUUUUAUGUCAUUUUUUGACUUUUGAAAAUGUCUUUGCAAUCAGCAGACACUAUAGCUGUCCCCUGGGACAGGAUUUUGCAGGGGCAGGGAUUGAAAAAGCAGCCUAAUGAACCAGUAUAUCGUUUUGAGGUUCUUUUGUAUUUUUGUCAUGAAAUGUAAGAAAGUGGUUUUCUGCCUUGGAAUACAUUGAAGCUUUGCUCACUGAUGCUUUCAGGCUGGACUAGGCCCACAGAACCCGUGUUUCCUGAGUUGGAUGGGGAAUGUAUUGCUGCAUAUAAGCUCUCCAUGGGGUUGUGUAUUGUCAUGACUUAGUGCAAAGCCUCCCUGCUCAGCAUUUGAAAGCAUACAUGGCAUCAUUCCAUGAAUAUGAGAUGGUACAACGCCCUGGCUGCUUCUGCCACAGAGGAGGGAUGCACACUGACUGUUUUCUCAUCUUUUAGUUUAAUUUUCUUCCUGAAAAGCAACUGACUUCCUAGAAUACCACCAAAUUCCACUUUUAAACAUGCUUUCCACAAACGGCUUUACAAAACAGGUUUGGUGUUUGUAUACAUGUUUACUACCUCUGACUCCUCUGCCAGCUAGUGUGGAAGUGGGUGUGCCUCAAGAGUUUUACAUGGAAGGACAGUGGUUUGGCAUGGUAAAGCCUCUCCUCCAAGUAGAAAUCUCAAUAGCAACAUCCACAACAUGACUCAAGUACCCCUUGUAUAGGACUUCUUCAUGUUUUCUUAGUGUCUGAUGUUCCACCCUCGUCCUUGGCAUUUUUGCUUGAAGCCAGGCUGAUUUCCUUGUAAUUCACAGCAGGAUGCUUUCAGCAGCAGCCCAUUGGGAUGCAUUUACCAUGUUUGAGAAUGAGAGGGCAAGAACUAACUCUAAACAUUCAUUAAUUCUAGUAGUUUCCACUAGGCCAGGCUAUGGCUAAUUGCACAUAAUGAGCUUUUUCUUAAAAGAAAUUCAAUUAAUACCAGUGUGAUUCAGUUGGUAUUUCAAAUAUAGCAAAACAGACUGCUUUGAUCAACCCCAAGUGAUUAAGUAGCUUCUCUUUCUUUGUGUAAAAUCAGAGUGUGACAUACAAACUAUCCUUAUUUGUUCAUUGAAAGAGGUCCUUGCUGUGGAGCUGUGAACCUGUGCAAGCAUUAGGUUCCAAAGUCCAAAAUAUGCCCUAAAGGGAAAAAUAUCAGGCAGAGCUAAAAAAAAAAUCACCCUUGAGAAGUCCUUCAGAGUAUCUAUAAAUGACAGUAUCCCUUAUUUGUAUGUGGACUCUUCACAGCCAGUUUCCUCUAGAAGUUGGAAGUGAUCAUUCUUUCUAUUUGUGAUAAAUCAGGUAGUUUUUGUUUUAAACCAGUGCAUACAGUUAAAUUAUGUAUGUUAAAUGUAAGCUACGAGCAAAUUAUUGUGACUUUUCAAAGUAAUCAAGCCUCAAAUAAUCUAUGCUUUUUUGUUGUCAUUAAUUCAGCCAGCCUGCUGUCUCUCUCUGGGACUUUAUUAGGCACAUCAUUUGUUCCCUGACUAUCUAUCUUAUUUCUUAGUUAUAAGAAAUAGCAUAAGUGCUUUUCUUUAACAUAGGGAUUGGCAAACUUUUUUGUCAAGAGCCAGAAAGUAAGUAGUUCAGGCUCUGUGGGCUAUAUGGUCUCUGCAGUGGCUCAGCUUUGCCAUGGUAAAGCAGAAGCAGCCAUGGACAACACCUAAACGAGUGGGCAUGGCUGAUGUUCCAAUAAAUCUUUACUACAAAAGCAGAUGGCCUGCCUGGGCUGCAGUUUUCCAACCUCUGCUCUAAUCCUUGACUGAGAGUGUUUGUAUUAAGCUGUGGGUAUGAGCUAUCUCAAUUUUCUGGCCUCUAGAGCUCAGACAUACCAUGCAGUGGCACAGAGUAGGCAUUCAAUAAAUGUGUGAACAAAUGGAAAGCCACCCUUAGUCAUGGCACCUCUUCUUUGUAGCUCUGGUUCCUCCAGCCAGUCAAUGACUCAUGGUCUGAAUUGGCUUGAAGUACCACCCCCGAAUUUCCACACACCCAUGUGACCUUAAUGCCAGCAGCUGGUACCCUAAUGAUCUAGAUGUAGAGUUAAGCAAAUGCUUCUUUAAGGACCAUUGAGAAUAAAAUAAUCUGUAGGAUGUUGAGAUCCUUCUGAGCCAACAAAAGGACUUACUCCACCUUCAGAACCUGGUUUUGUGCCUUCUAAAGUUUGUCAGAGCAUCUUCUUUCUCCACAAAUGCUGAGUAUGCAGUCCUACCUGCUCCCCCAUACAUACAAAAUAACCAGGACAGUCCAGACCCAACUGGGAAAAUAUCAAAGACUGUCUUCAACUCUUCAAGUGCAAGAAGUACGUGAAAGUCUGGGAGAUUAGAUAAGAAGAAUUAGAGAUUUCAUCUGGUACCUUCAAUCACAGAUAUAGAAAUUGAGGUUCAGAAAGGUAGAAUCUUUUACAGGGAUAGUGCUGGUUAGCCACUAAGCUAGAGUUGAGAUUUGAGAACUGCUGUUAUUUAGAGGAUCCUGGGAAUAAAGUUUAAAGUUAAACUGGACUGUAAUGUCCCUUUCAGUUUUGCUGUAAGUGGGGGCUGGGGGGAGGCUAAUGU
Molecule: messenger RNA, 4964 nt
Organism: Phyllostomus discolor (pale spear-nosed bat)
Lineage: Eukaryota; Metazoa; Chordata; Mammalia; Chiroptera; Phyllostomidae
Gene: EEF2K
Product: eukaryotic elongation factor 2 kinase
Biological process (GO): protein phosphorylation
Molecular function (GO): calcium ion binding; ATP binding; elongation factor-2 kinase activity
Source: RefSeq, a predicted model, not a curated record